AUGGCAGAUGAAGUCGAUCGAAGAUUAAAUGCGGCUUUGGAUGAGGCUAUCGAUGAAUAUUUUGAAGAUAGCUACAACAACAUUUUGGAGAACCAAACAAAGAAACCGAAGAAACGUGCAUACGUCGAAAGAAACCGCGAGGAUGGCCAUAACCGUCUAUGGAAAGACUACUUUUGUGAUGAUCCGACGUUUCCGGCUCAUUUAUUCAGACGGCGUUUUCGCAUGAACAAGGAAGUAUUCAUGCGUAUUGUCGAUCGCCUAUCUGAAAAUAUUCCAUUCUUUCAACAAAAAAGGGAUGCUGUCGGAAGGUUAGGACUAUCUCCUUUACAAAAGUGUACGGCAGCUCUUCGUAUGCUUGCUUAUGGUUGUGCAGCUGACGCUGUUGACGAAUAUCUCCGACUUGGUGAAAGCACAGCACUUUCGUGUUUAAGCAAUUUCACUGAAGGCGUAAUAGAUUGGUUUGGACCUGAGUAUCUACGAAGACCCACCCCAGACGAUCUUCAACGACUACUCGAUAUUGGAGAGAUACGCGGUUUUCCAGGGAUGAUUGGAAGCAUCGACUGUCCUAAAGCCGAGUUAUUUGCUAAAGUUCAAGAAGCAACCAGAAAAGAUGUAGAACGGGCUUUUGGAGUAUUGCAAGCUCGGUUUGCAAUUGUGAAAAACCCGGCUAUUUUGUGGGACAAGAAACAAAUAGGGAUGGUUAUGCGAACAUGUAUCAUACUGCACAAUAUGAUAGUAGAAAAUGAACGGGAUGGCUAUACUCAGUUUGAUACAUCUGCGUUUGAAGAAGGAGACUCGAGUAGAAGUUCACAGGCGUACACAUGA
Messenger RNA from Brassica napus (rape), 825 nucleotides. RefSeq lists its product as uncharacterized. The transcript is spliced from 3 exons. Lineage: Eukaryota; Viridiplantae; Streptophyta; Magnoliopsida; Brassicales; Brassicaceae. The record is from RefSeq and is a predicted model, not a curated record. The coding region runs from base 1 to 825 and encodes 274 amino acids.